Messenger RNA from Jaminaea rosea, 2331 nucleotides. RefSeq lists its product as hypothetical. The transcript is spliced from 2 exons. NCBI's taxonomy places the organism in Eukaryota, Fungi, Basidiomycota, Exobasidiomycetes, Microstromatales. The record is from RefSeq and is a predicted model, not a curated record. Bases 1 to 2331 code for a protein of 776 amino acids.
AUGCCACACUCUCGUGUCGGAUGCCUCAACGGCCAGGACGAAGACGAGAAUGACAGCGAUGACGGCGAUGGCAACAACGCGACAACGAUGCUGCAUACAUCCACACCUCGACGCACCCGCCGAUCACCACGCUGGCACUGGCCGCCCAUCAUCUACACGGCCCUCUUCGCCCUUGUCGCCAUGCUGACCCUACCAACAGCGAUAGCAGCUGACCUUUCAAGCUUCGAGCGGCGCAUCCUCAGCCCCCGCGAGCUCUCCAAGCGCGCUUUGCCUGCGAGCGCAGCCGAUUUGCGCUCCUCACUUGCUCGCCGCCAAUCCUCGCCGGCUGCGCGCAUCAGCGAAGAGCACCGCUUCGAAGUCGGCAUGUCUCAACCAAAGACUUGCGCGCCCCUCGAUAUCACCUGGGAUCCUACAAAGGGCACUCCGCCCUUCACCCUCAUGGUAACCGCCGAGUUGUGGUUCCAAAUCGCCAUCGUCUCCAUUCCAGCCACGUAUGCCGAUCUGACGCUCCGUCGAUGGCUCUAUCAGGUCGACAUGCCCAGCUUCAAGAACGGACCCACAACCAAUCAGCCGGCCAUCGUGGCUACAAUCAUCGACUCAACGGGCAUGAUGGCCAACACAUCCACCUUCAUGCAGGUGGACAAUAGCGACGAGUCUUGCGAUCGGGCUGUGGGCACACCAGAGUUCGAGUCAUGGACCGACGGCGCGCCGGUGCAAUGUGGCCCUUGGAGUUUUGGCUGGAAUGUUUCGGGCAAGGGCUUCGUUGGGCCGUUGAACAAUUACGUCUUGCCAGAGAGGCAGCCUCCUAUCCUGUUGCCUUCGCCUUCGGAGAAGCAGCUCGUCAAUUCGGCAGAUGGAUCAGGGGGAUACACUUGGAAUGUGACGGUUCCGUACGGUACACUGUUGCUGUACACGAUGAUGGACGAGGGCAAUGGCAAAUCAGGAGGCGUUGGCGGUAGGAAUCAGGUGGCUCUCGAUCAGUACGUCGGCACUGCCUGUGUUUUCAACGAUCAAAUUGCUCUGCCUACCCCUGUCGCCACAGCUAAGACAAUGGCCAUCACACCCGACUAUACGACGCAGAUCACCACCACAUCCGACGGAAACGUCCUCACGGUUCCCUCAGUCGUGCACGGCAGCGGUCGUGGAAGCGACCUCGGUACGGGCGGCAUAGCCGGGAUCGCCGUAGGCGUUGCCGCCGCUGCCGCCCUCAUAAUCGCUCUUGUCUUCCUCGCCUUCUAUCGUCGGAACAAGAAGAGGCAAGAGACCUUAUGGGAAAUCCCUGGCGGGGGAAGCAACUACCCCUCUGGAAUGCCAGUGGACCGCAGGCUGGCAUCGAAGGGCAUGGCGGCUGCCGGUGCAGCGAGUGGAACUGGCGGGCGUGGUCAGUCUCUUCAUGGGUCGUUCCGCAGCUUUGGAGGAAGCAGUGCCAGCGGCGGUCAAGGUGGGGCAGCAACGACGUUCGAGCCUGCAAAUCUUUCUCCGGUCAGCAGCCCCCCGACUCCUUCGCAGAUGCACGGUCACCACUACAUGCCCUACUCGGACAAUUCUCCACAAUCGCGCUCUGGCUCCCCCUUUGAGGCCGGUCGAGCAGCUGGGAUUCACGGCAUGCCUUCCAGCGCAACGGCGUCGAGCAACGGGUCGUCGAACAACUCGUCGCAGCAGCACCAGCAACAGCAGCACUACCAACUCGCAAACGCUUAUCGAUCGGCGCUCAGCACCACCAACCCAACGGAGGUGGACGAGAGCCUCGAAGACGUUCCGCUCGCGGACAGGGUCUACUCUUCUGCAGCCGCCUCCUACGCUGCGGGUAGCGGGCAGGACAAGUUGGCAGCGGAGCGCUCACGCCCUGGGACGACUGUUCGAGGCGGCAGUACCCGACCGAGCAGGGAUGGCAGUCACCAUACGGCUGCUUCUACGCGCAGGAGAAGUGAGCGUAGUGGCAAUGGCGGGACGGGCACAUCGCGUCAUCAGCAGAUUGUGGUGCACUCCGACGCCGGCUUGCUGCUGGACGAUUCGUUGAGUGACGAUGAAAACGACGGGGGAGCGGGCAGGGAAGGGGAGAUGGUUGAGUUGCCUCCGGAGUAUAACUCCAUUCCUGCCAGGCAGCAUCGCGAGCGCGGGGAGGGGGGAACUCGCAGCGGAGGGUCCUCCUCACGAGGGGCGAGAAGUCUGCCUGGCACUGGCACGCAGGGCUCACAGCGUCUGCCGCCUGGGGGAGGCGACGGGCAGGACAUUAGCUCUGCCCUUCUCUACCAGCAGCAGCCUGAGAGGAGCAGAUUGGAUGAGCUCGCCGGAGGGGAUGAGGAUGACGAGGCUUUCUGGAGGAGAUAG